AAGUUCUAUUUUUUUUUAUUCUACACGUGCAGUGUAAAACAAAAUGGCCUCAACACACAUCAGUAGCUUUUCAGAUGAUGGAGAAUAUUUCGCACAUUCAAGUUCAGAUGGUACUCUAAGAAUAUUUGAAUGUGCGACUGGUAUACUCAAACAAGAAUACAGUUCUAGCUCUCAUCUUUCAGCAACUACAUCAUCACUGACAUGGAGUAGGCACCGAAAAGAAUCUGUAAAAUCUUCACCGCCUAAAGCAAAGAAAAAAAGAUUGAGCAAAUCUUAUGACGAGGAACAUUUUGAAGAUGGGCUAAAAUUGAUUGCUUUAGGUACAACUGCUGGUACUGUAAAUCUAUACAGCUUUGCCAAAGGAUUACUUCACACAGAAUUGACAGGUGGACAUGUUUCAAGAGUAAAUAAUGCUUGUUGGCAUCUUUCUAAACCUGAACUUUUUACCUGCUCAGAGGACCAGACUGUUGUACAUUGGGACUUAAAGAAAGGAAAAGUUAGACACAAAUGGAAAUGUGAUACAUCAAGCAUUUACUCUGUGUGUCAUUGUGCUGAACAGAGGCUACUCACAGCAAGUAAUAAUAUCAAAUUGUGGGACAUAGAAACUAGAACUUUGUUGCAGACCUUUACUGGGCACUCUUCUCCAAUAUUUCAACUUGAACCAGUUUGGCAAGGCCCAGAGAGUGAUGAUGCCAAUUAUGUAUUGUCAGCAGCAGUUGAUGAUAGACACAUCAGUGUUUGGAAUUGCAGUGAAUCUGUUAAAGAUAAGAACUCCAUAGCUUCAUUUUCAGUUCCAGAUGAGCCAGUUUCUAUGUCAUUAUCAAAGCCUUCUUCGUUGUCACAGGAACUUGUUUUGGCAGUUAUUACACGGAAAGGCAUUGUAUAUAUAUUUCAACACAUUUUAAAUGGUAAAAAGAAAAAACCAUUAGUUUCUAAAGUUACUGUAAAGGCUGUCAUGGGGGGUAGUGGUGAUGCUUCAGACAAGUCGGAUGUUCCUAUUUUGGCCUCAUGUUUAAUUCCUGGUAAUGUCACUGUGGCUUGUGGAAACCCCGUUCAACCCAUUUUUGAGAAAGUUGUGUAUGAUACUUCAAAACCAGAAGUUGUUAUAUCUCUAAUGGCACCCGCUAAGACGUUAGUUAAAGAUGAAUAUUCACAGGUCAAACGCCCAGAAAUAUCAAAACAUAUGACAACGUUGAUACCUGCAGAUUCUCAGCCUUUGACUGCCACUAGAAAUAAAGACAAGAAUAGAUUAAGGAGGACUUCUGUUUCAGAGUUAACAGUGGAAGAACGUCUUGCUGCAAUGAGUACAGAUACACCAAGUGAAGUAAAUGUCAAGCAGCCACCUGUAGCAAAUACAUUAAGUAGGCUUUUGCAACAAGGUUUGCUAAGUGGAGAUUCAAAAAUUUUAACAGGUGUCUUCCAGGAAACAAAUGAAACUAUUGUUAGGAACACAAUUAAAAAGUUACCAGUAUCUUGUAUUAUACCUCUUGUAAAAGAAAUUGAAAAGGGGAUGACAGGUCAUUCACAACAUGCAUGGAGCUUGAGCAGAUGGACCUCUUCACUAAUAUCUUGUCAUACUUCAUACAUCUUGUCUGUUCCUGAGAUAAUAGCAACUAUGAAUAAACUGUACCAAACACUGAUUUCAAGACAGAAGUUUUACCCUCAAAUGCUGCAGUUAAAAGGAAGAUUAGAUCUUGUUAAGCAAGAGAGACAUUUAAGAGAAGAAGGUGAAGACACAACAACGGAACCAUUGUUAGUUUAUCAAGAUGAAUCAGAUUCAAGUGAUUCGGACAGCAUGGUGAUUGAUGGUACAGCCUUAGAAUCUGAUGAAAACUGGGAAGAUAUUUCUGAUAUGGAAUCCUAGGUGUAGUCUACUAUUGAUCAAAUCCAGAUAGCAUUUUUAAAUAAUAUUGAGUAUGUCAGCGUCUCAGUUUAUCCCCGAAAUUAACUAAAGUCUCCUAUGUUAACUAAUAGCAAGUUUUGUUGAAGAAUCAUUUACGGCUUUAGUUCUGUUUUUUUAAAUUACUGAAAAUCUUCAGUUAGGAUUUAAUGCUGCAUUUAGACAAUUGUCGUAUUAUUAUAGUUAUAAGAUAUACAAAAUGCUGACAUAAUAAAGUAUUUGAGAGAUUGUUGAAAUCACAGCCAUGUGUGAUAGUCAUGUGUUCAUGUAUUUUAGCAAAUGUGAUGUAGGUAUUAAUGGAGCCUAAAUUUUGUAACAUUGACUAGUGUAUAAAACUUCUUACUCUGGGCUUGAAAGAACUUUAGUCUUUUACAUUUACAUGGUUAUGUAUUGUAUUUUAAAAUUGAAUGGGAUUAGUUUGUUUUUUGACUAAAUCCUAACUGAAAUGAAGUCAAAAAUAUAAUUAUGCUGUUACUGUAGGUGUUACAGAUUGUAUAAAAAAAUUCUUAGAUCUAAUUACGGUGUAAUAAUUGAUCCUAUGGUUUAUGUUAGGUUCUGUCAAGCCCUUUGUUUUAUCACGUGCAUCAUUACCAGACCAAGUUGGUUUUUUAAACUGUACAAUACAAAUAGAAUUUGUUAUGUAAUAAGUUAUUCAAUUUGUGGCAUUCUGAGAAAUAUGAUGCAUUUUGAGAAAUUUGUAAAUUAAAAUACAUUUCAUAUAUG
Messenger RNA from Physella acuta, 2623 nucleotides. Its product is annotated as WD repeat-containing protein 43. Gene Ontology annotation, biological process: maturation of SSU-rRNA from tricistronic rRNA transcript (SSU-rRNA, 5.8S rRNA, LSU-rRNA). The record is from RefSeq and is a predicted model, not a curated record. Gene Ontology annotation, molecular function: protein binding. Lineage: Eukaryota; Metazoa; Mollusca; Gastropoda; Physidae. Gene Ontology annotation, cellular component: nucleolus.